AACUAAAGGCAGACUCCUCUCACAAGCGUCUUGCUUUGCUACCAUUAAAAUCAGACCCUUUUUUUGUCUCUCGAUUGCUGUCUCCCGACCAAACUCCGAUGUGUUCCGUUAUCAGCGACCUAAAGCCUGCCAUUCCAGCACCUGUCUUGCUAGGGAUCGGUGGAUAGUAUACGAUUCAGAAGGCAGACAAGGACAUAGGAGGCGAGAGAGCUCUAGAGAGACAGCCAGGGAUAGGCACAGAGAGCUUUGAAGUAAUUGGAUUCAAUGGACGAAAUGCUGCUGUUGACAAGAAUUCUCUUGGUGGGCUUCAUCUGCGCUCUUUUAGUCUCCUCUGGGCUGACUUGUGGACCAGGCAGGGGCAUUGGAAAAAGGAGACACCCCAAAAAGCUGACCCCUUUAGCCUAUAAGCAGUUUAUUCCCAAUGUGGCAGAGAAGACCCUAGGGGCCAGUGGAAGAUAUGAAGGGAAGAUCACAAGAAACUCCGAGAGAUUUAAAGAACUAACCCCAAAUUACAACCCUGACAUUAUUUUUAAGGAUGAAGAGAACACGGGAGCUGACAGACUGAUGACUCAGCGCUGCAAGGACAAGCUGAACGCCUUGGCGAUCUCGGUGAUGAACCAGUGGCCCGGGGUGAAGUUGCGGGUAACCGAGGGCUGGGAUGAGGACGGCCACCACUCCGAGGAGUCCCUGCACUACGAGGGUCGCGCCGUGGACAUCACCACCUCGGACCGGGACCGCAGCAAAUACGGCAUGCUGGCUCGCCUGGCCGUCGAGGCUGGCUUCGACUGGGUCUACUACGAGUCCAAGGCGCACAUCCACUGCUCCGUCAAAGCAGAAAAUUCGGUGGCAGCUAAAUCAGGGGGCUGCUUCCCCGGCUCGGCCACAGUGCACCUGGAGCAAGGCGGCACCAAGCUGGUAAAGGACCUGAGCCCUGGAGACCGGGUGCUGGCAGCUGAUGCAGAGGGCCGGCUGCUCUACAGCGACUUCCUCACCUUCCUUGACCGUGAGGAUGACUCCCACAAGCUCUUCUACGUCAUCGAGACACGGCAGCCCCGGGCCCGGCUGUUGCUGACGGCUGCCCAUCUCCUCUUCGUGGCCCCCCAACACAACCAUUCACAGGAGGGGACCCCCAGCACCCAGGCGCUCUUUGCCAGCCGUGUACGGCCGGGCCAAUGGAUCUACGUGUUGGACGAGGGCAGGCAGCAGCUCCUGCCGGCGGCUGUGCACAGCGUCUCCCUGCGGGAGGAGGCUUCGGGGGCGUACGCCCCACUUACCGCCCAAGGCACCAUUCUCAUCAACCAGGUGCUGGCCUCCUGCUAUGCCGUCAUUGAGGAGCACAGCUGGGCUCAUUGGGCGUUUGCUCCAUUCCGCCUGCUCCAGGGGAUGCUGGACACCCUCUGCCCCUCCAGUGAGGGGGCCCCAGUGGGUGCCCCCACCGCCUCUGGCAUCCACUGGUACUCUCGCCUCCUUUACCACAUCAGCAGCUGGGUGCUGGAUAGUGACUCUCUGCACCCGCUGGGCAUGGUGGUGUCGUCCAGCUGAGAACAUCCCGUGCUGCCCUGGCCACCUGCCAGUCUCCGAGGGAGAGACAGAGACACGGAGAGAGAAAGAAAGGAGAAAAAAAAAGGAAAACAAAACAAAAAAAAAAAAGAAAAGAAAAACCUAAAAGAAAAAAAAAGGAAAAAAAUUACAUAUUUUUAAAAGAGAGCACGGAUUAAGACUUAAAUAAUAAUAAUAAUAAAAUAAUAAUAAUUAAGUAGGACAGUCCAAAGUAGACUUUAAGGGAAACAAAGACCCCAGGAUGUUCUGUUCUGUUUAGUUUAUAAAUAUAUAUAUAUUUUUAUUUGUUCUUUUGUUUUGUUGUUUUGUUUGUUGGUUGGUUAUUUUUUUUCCUCCUCUCCUGGAUAUUUAUUUCUUUGGUAUUUUGAAUAGAUGUUUUAAAUGAUAUGAACCGGACCUUCAAGAGCCUUAAUUAGUUUCUUUGAUAAUUUAUUAUCAUGUGAACUGUACUCAUAGGGGGAAAAAUUAUUUUGUGAGGCCAAGUAAAACUGCUCAGAGUCUAUUUUUCUACAUGUCACAUGUGUCCUGACUUUCAGAAAGCAAAAUUCUGUACUUUCCCAUCUCUUCAUUACAUUGUUUCUCCAUUUCAGCAAGUCUAAAAAACAAGCAAACAAAUAAACACACAAAAAAAGACAAACUUCAUGGGGGUCCGUAAAUUAUAUUUUUAUACACAGAAUUGUAAAUUAGAUUUUUUUGAGAGAUCAAUACUUAACUGAAUCACAUUUCGUUUUUUGAAAUAGUGUAAAAUAUAUAUAUUAUUUUAAUUUAAAUAGUUUCAAAUGUAACGUCAUUUCCUGUAUUGUUUUCCAUGUUUUGCUUUGUAAAAACACCAUUUGGCCACGUUCAUGGAAGUCAAGACUGUUACACAAACUUUUUAUUUGCAAAAACCGUAAGAAACUUUGUUAUUUUUAACUUCAAAAAAAUUUAUUAGAAAAUAAUAUUUUUUAAAAAGCGCACAUGGCGGCAAUUCUGUGACGAUGGAGAUGGUAGUUUGUACAGAGGGGAGAAAAGGAUGUUUUGCAUUAAUAAAUUGAGAAAUAACUGCUGUAAAUUUACUAAAAUGUAUUUUUGAAUAUUUUGUAAUAGUUUUAAUAGUUUUAUAGAAAUAAAAUGUGCCAUGCACAGUCUGGUUAGUAUAUAAUAACUAAGAGUUCCUGGUGCAUCCCAUUUUUUUUUUCCUUUUUGCUUAUUGGUUUAGGAAACAUGAUGCCUAAAGGAGUACCUAUUAUUUAGAUGUGUUGCUUAUAACUUUUAAUUUUUGGUACUUUAAUUAAGGAAACAAAUGCAUCACAUCCGUGCAUAGCCUGGAAUCUUUUGUACUAACAGUAGAACCUCACUUAUUUGCACAUGUGGUGGGGAGACGCGGUUUCCCUUCACCGGAACCCUGUCUCCUCAUCCACGCUCAAGUGGUGCUCCCCUCUUCAAGCUCCAAACUCAGCUCUGUGUCCACCUCCUGGUCUGGAGACCACAGACAUCUCUUUAAGAUUGAUUUGUGAGGGUGUUAUAUCAAGUUUUCCCUUGGAAUCAUAUUGAUCUCAAGGCAGGCAGCUGCCUUCACCUUGUGGUGGCAUAGAGAUUUUAAUUGGCUUUAAUUUGGGAGGCUGGAAGAUGGAAAUCCAGGGGAGUGACACUGACUUUGGUGAAUAAACUGGGAUUCAUGUGGUUGAUGCUGGAAGAAGGUCACGGCCACCAGAUUAUACUGGCCACCUUGCCUGAGUAACAGUGCGGAGCUUGGGGCCACUGAGAAAAGAACAAAAACACUCUUUCUAAAAAAACCCCCAAAAGGCACAAAAAAUUGUUCAUUUAUUCUGAGAGAUGUUCCUUAGCAGCAAAGCAUCGGAGUCCAUCCUGAGCCAUUGAUGGGUGAAGGUAUUGGAACUGUGUUUUGGGAGAGGACUGCUAGGACCUGUGUCCUCUGCGCAGUCCUAGCUCCAAGCCAUGCCGAGGAGCUCAUCCUUGCCAGGUGCCAAUGAGUGAGGUUCUGCUGCACCUUGUGCCCCUCCCUGGAGAAUUUCUGGGAUCCCUUUAAGAAUUCUGCAAAACAUUGUGUGUGCACGUGUGUGUGCAUCUGCAACAGGACCAUGCCAGAAGGGAGAUUUCCUUGAAUGUCUUUUCACAUUUUCUUCGGUUUCCAUUACUCGCCAGUUUAGGACGUUCAUCCAUCGGGCAGCCUUUUGCUCCAGAGAUGCAGCCAUAUCCUCUGCCGGGGUGGAUGACAGCUUCAGGUGGCCCCCCAGGAUGUCCCUGCCUGGGGCUACGGCUGGAGAGCACAGGCUAGGCUCUUCCAUGCUCAAAGUCUAGGAGCAUCCAGAGCAGUGCCAGGAGCUGGUGGCCAGGCUGCAGGCACUGGCAGCCUCAUGUCAAGCCCUAACAGAUGGAUCUGAUCUCUCCUUCCCAGCAGCUUCUAAUUUGGGGCAACUUCCACCCUAUGAAGCUUGGUCAUGGCUGGGAUAGCAAGACUUUACUGUGACAAGCAUGCUGCAGCACCUGUGUGGACCACUGGGAUAGAAACCAAGCCACCUAAAUGCCGACCUGGUGUGGGGCAUCACAGGGGACUGUGGACUGCCCAUUGGGUGUCGGGGACAUACUGCCUGUCCAGUUUGGACUCUGCCACCUCCAUGUCUUCGGGGUCUGUUGGUACAUUGUGAGCUGCAGGCAUGGUUGGUUUGGGGCUUGUAAAAAUGUAGUUGUGAAACAAAUAAGUCUUGCUGUAAGUCUGACCUUCCUAUGGCAGUGUCUGAGCAUCUGAGCUCUCUUGCCCCUGAUUCUAAACUUUGUAAAGCCUUUACACUCAAAAAACAACUGUGACAGAGCCUACCUUCUUCAGAAGUCAGGCAGUAGAGGUGAUUAGGGAAUGGCAGUGACCAGACUUAAAGCUAUUGGCUUGGGGACUUAGGUCUAAGUUGUAAUUGAAAUGAAAAAGAGUCAUUAGACCAGAGCCCAAGCUUGUGUCAGUGUAGAGUACAUGCCCCAGUAGGGAUCAUAUAAGACACUGCUGUGUUUAAUCUUCACCAAAAGGCUGAGACGAGCUCAGAACUUUAUUUUGUGAGAGAAGCUAAGAUGCCAUCUUAUACUGGGAUCAAUCUGUUUUGCCAAGCAAAUAAAUGCCAUGCUCUGUUUACCAUCAUAUAUGCUUUGAGUGACUAUAUGACUCCCUCUCACUGUAUGUUUAUUACAUCUCUUUCUUUGACACCUCAUGUCCGGAUCAUCCCUCCAUGGUGUGCAUUAGAAGUGCUUCGUUAGAUGGACCAAUCCAACCUAUAGCUACAGCUCUCGUAUGAAGGAUGUACUGUCAUAACAUUGUGCAAAAUGUCUAGGAGAUGUCACCGUCCAUUUUCAGGGUCCAAGUAUGGCAAUAGUUUGUAUAAAAUGUACACAUAGCAGUGGCUACAGAAUAGUUUAUGACUAAAUACAUAUCUAUUACUGUUAAAAUAAUGUAUAAGAAUGUACUUCAAGCUACUAUCCUUGUGCU
Messenger RNA from Cuculus canorus (common cuckoo), 5032 nucleotides. It is a transcript of the gene SHH, whose product is annotated as sonic hedgehog signaling molecule. The transcript is spliced from 3 exons. Gene Ontology annotation, molecular function: calcium ion binding; patched binding. NCBI's taxonomy places the organism in Eukaryota, Metazoa, Chordata, Aves, Cuculiformes, Cuculidae. The record is from RefSeq and is a predicted model, not a curated record. Gene Ontology annotation, biological process: intein-mediated protein splicing; smoothened signaling pathway; regulation of gene expression. Bases 265 to 1542 code for a protein of 425 amino acids.